This is a messenger RNA of Colletotrichum siamense, 792 nucleotides long. RefSeq lists its product as uncharacterized. The transcript is spliced from 4 exons. NCBI's taxonomy places the organism in Eukaryota, Fungi, Ascomycota, Sordariomycetes, Glomerellales, Glomerellaceae. The coding region runs from base 1 to 792 and encodes 263 amino acids. The record is from RefSeq and is a predicted model, not a curated record.
AUGGAGCGGCAGGCGUUGGGACACAGGGUGCGAGCGAUACGCGCGCUCAACGACAAGCUGUCUGCCGGGCGGCUGAGCAAGGUCGACGGGGACGCGGCGUUUGCGGCGAUGAUGGCGUUGACGUUCCAGGCUGGGUACAUGGUGGACGGAAUGGGGGACUUUGUGGCCAUGGUUCGGGGGUGCCAUGUCGUCGCCGACAACGCGAUGCCCUCGUUCCCCGACUCUGCGUUCCGCGGGUUCUCGGGCCCGGGCUACGUCUCGGGCUUCCGGUCCCUGCUGCAGCCGGAUCAGCAUCCCGGCAGACUGCACAGGCUGGAAGACGCCAGAGAGGCAGAGCGGCGGGAGGUUCUGGACGGGUUCGUGGGGAGUCUGCGGGACGUCGGGGCGCUGUGCGGGAGCGUGUGCGAGGUUGAGUAUCUGGCGGGGAUGAAGAGGGUUGUCGGGCUUGCGAUUGCCGGCUCUGAGGAUGCGUAUUUCGAGUUCGCGGCAAUGUACAACCGCCUCGGUGAGAUGAGCAGCGACGACUUCGUGCGCUUCAGCGCGCCCGGGAACCACGCCGCGCGGAUCCUGCUGGGUCACUUCUUCCUGCUCGCGCAGGUGGUCGAGAUGAUCAACCACCGCAGGGGGCGGAGCCGCGAGGGACAGUUCCGGGCGAGGGUGACGCUGGCUUGGCUGGAGGGGAUCGAGGAGGGGCUGCCGGGGGAGUUGAAGGGAUUCUCAAAGGCCUCUACCACAACUGCCAUGGUCCGACGUCAGCAACUUUCCAGCAGCCAAAUCAAAACAUCAUACUAG